Messenger RNA from Closterium sp. Yama58-4, 2070 nucleotides. NCBI's taxonomy places the organism in Eukaryota, Viridiplantae, Streptophyta, Zygnematophyceae, Desmidiales, Closteriaceae. The record is from the annotation of a GenBank genome assembly.
AUGUUUUCUUCCGCUGACGGACCGCUCUUUCCUUCCCCGCCGCCUCUCGAUGGAUUCUAUCCGCCGCAAAUGCCGCCGCAUGUGUCGCCGCGAGGGGGGAAUCCCGCCGCUUCCGGCGGAGGCCACCUCCCGUUCCACCCGCCGUUCGACACGCCGUACGACGCGGCGUACGACGCGGCGUACGAUGCUACCUACGAUGCGGCGUAUGACGUGGCGUACGAUGCGGCGCCGUACGACGACAUGAUGGCGAUGGUUCCGAUGAUGGUUAACGCGCCGCCUUCUCCUCCUGCUGCUUCAUUCUUCGAAGCAACGCCUGUAACGGCGGGCUAUCAGCGAAAGGCGCAUCGGCAGCAUCAGCAGCAGCAGCAGCAGCAGCAUCACCAACCGUACUUCCAUCAUUCCCACCACCCGCUUCCUCACCCGCCGCACUUUGCGCCGCAUCUUCCGCCGCCUUACAUCCACCACGGCUCUAUGAUGAUGCCGCGCCCGUCGCCGUCCCACGCGGCGGCGUUUGCGGCGGCGGAGCGCGGCGGCGUCGGCGGCUCCCGUGGCAUGAUGCACAUGCGGCAGCACGCGCCGACCCCCCCGCAUAUCCCGGGCGCUUUGUGCGACUAUGAGGACCCUAGCUACUAUUCCACGCUUUAUUUCCGGCCAGAGGUGCAGGUGGUGGUGCUGACGUCAAGAAUCAAGGACAAAGUAUCCCCGUUAGAGAAAACUCGUUGGCUGGACCAGCACUUGUCCUACCGCAUCUGUCCCUACCCCAUACGCCAUAUCGAGUUCACUCAUGCCGGGGACGCAGUCAUCGAGUUUGUGUCACACGUGGCGAUGAUGAAAGCACUGCAACGCGCGCCCUUGCACUGGGACUCCCCUUCUGCUUCCGCCACAGCUGCUGCUACUUCCACUGCUGCUGCCGGUCGUGUCGGUUCUGUUGCUUCUGGCGUUGCCGGUGCUCCUGCCGGCAGCAAGAGCGGAUGGCAAGCCUAUCUUGAAACAUUACCAGAACGAACUCCUUCGGCAGCAGCGACAGCAGCGACAACGACAGCAGCAAGAGCAGCAGCAGGGAGGCGGGGAAGGCAGGUGGUGGCAGUGCGGGCAUGCACAGAGGACGAUAUACGGGCGCUCUUCUGGGUGGGACUCUCCUUUCCCUCCUGCUUCUCGCUCGCCGACACACUACCAAUGAUCAAGCAGGCCCUACAGCCGUACGGUGAGGUGCGAGGGGUGUACUCGCCUCAUCCUAGCUCUCAGGAGUUUGAACAAAUGCAUGGGGGAGGACAACAAGCACAGCAGGAGCAGCAGGAGCAGCAGGAUCAGAAGGAGGAAGAGAAGCAGGUCAGAGGCAAGAAUGAGGAGGAGGAGAGGGAAGAAGAGGAUGAGGAGGACGACGAGAAGAAGGAAACUGACAAGGAGAUCUGCGACAGCAGCAGCACAAGCAGCAGCAUGAGCAGCAACAGCAGCGACGGCGGCCAAAGUGCCAUCAUCACCACCAGAAGCAGCAGCAGCAGCAGCAGCAGUGAUGGUGACAGCAGCGGCGACGAGGGAGAGAGCAACGACGCACAAGGGAUCGGUAACACUGAGAGAAACAAGAACCAGAAUCCCAGUUCCUUUCCUAAUAGAAACCCCUCCUCCUCCUCCUCCUCCCCACGCUCCCCAACCUCCUUACCCUCCUCGUCCUCCACACCCUCCGCACAAUCCCCACCCACCUCCCCACCCGCCUCCCCACCACCUGCCGCCUCUCCCUCCUCUUUCCCCUCUGCUGCUCUUCCCUUCUCUGUCUCCUCCUCCGUCCGCCUCCCCCCUGGCUGCAUGCUCAAGCUCUACUUCGCGCCGUCCGGUCGCCGCCACUUGCCUCCGACUCUGCACAUCGGCAAGCACGACAGGCGCAACAAGGCUCGUCACCCUCUCAUUGCACGUCUCUUCACCCCGCACGGCCCUCUCUCCGUCACGUGUGCUGACUUCGGUCCCAACCACUCCAUGCACGGCUGUCCCGCAUGCGACAUGCACCAGCAGCAGCAACAGCAGCAGCAGCACAUGUGCGGCGCUUUCGGCGACUACUGGGAGUCGGUAGCGUAG